Messenger RNA from Metopolophium dirhodum (rose-grain aphid), 3324 nucleotides. Its product is annotated as protein decapentaplegic-like. The record is from RefSeq and is a predicted model, not a curated record. Gene Ontology annotation, biological process: SMAD protein signal transduction; BMP signaling pathway. NCBI's taxonomy places the organism in Eukaryota, Metazoa, Arthropoda, Insecta, Hemiptera, Aphididae. Gene Ontology annotation, molecular function: growth factor activity; cytokine activity. The coding region runs from base 398 to 1522 and encodes 374 amino acids. The transcript is spliced from 6 exons. Gene Ontology annotation, cellular component: extracellular region.
CGGUCGGUCACACGCGUUUGUAGGCACAUAAUGCAUCGGCAGAACCCUCCUGCGGUCAUCAUUCCACUGUAACCUCCUUUUCGGUUUGGUCGUGUAUUUGUGCAGUGGCAACAGCGCUCGCGCGUCUUGUAUGUAUAACCAGUUCGUUUCGCGGCUCUUUUGCAUAACAAAAUCAAAACAAUAAUAUUGCAUUGAAUACGCGCGGAAUCAUUGUUUCAAUCGUCCGAACCCCUUCGUAAUAACAAUAUUAUUAUACGGCUGGCUGGAUGGUGCGCCGAACGGCAAACAGCGCGUCAUACAACGUCCGUUCAUAAUAUUAUGAUAUUAUUGUGCUAUAAAAUAUCAUAAUACCUAUAUAUCGUCACCGAUUCAACGUAUAAGGUUUUUUUUUUCUGAAAUGACGUCAUCGGGGUUAAUCACGUCAGAUACAAUGAUUACUUUGAUGUUACUGUUGGCUAUGCUACACACCGGAUUGUCGGCCAAAAGCGGAUAUGAAGAAGUGGAAAAAAAUUUACUUAAGAAAUUAGGUAUAACCCGGAGAACUGUAGUAGAUAAAAAUAUAAAGAUACCAUCUUCCACAAUGGAAUUGUAUAAAUCCAUGCUAGAAGAAAACAAUGCAAUGACAACGCAUUUUUCUCUUCCUGGUUUGCACACAGCGUCAGCCAAUACUGCUAGGAUUUAUCCCAACAAAGGAUCAGCUCCAAUUAAAACUAAGUCUAAGAAAUAUAGGCUACAGUUCGAUAUAGAUUCUAUACCAGAAAAACACCAGGUUAAAGCUGCUGAAGUUCGUUUUCCAAUAAAAUACGAUAAAGUACUACGGAAUGGAGAAUUUAUUCAUGUGAUUUUACAUGAUAUAGUCCAACCUGGCGAGAAAGGCCUAUCAAAACCUAUUCUCAGAAUUAUUGAUUCGAAAUCAAUUAAUAUGUCAACGAUUUCAAUGACCGAAAGUUUUGACGUAACACCAUUUAUAGAAAGAUUGUUAAAGAACAAUUUCAAAGAAAACCAUGGUAUACUAGUACAAUGCGUCACAGAGUCUGGUAGUCACACACAUUUGCUGAGCGUGUUUGAUUUUGUAUCACCUGAAAAUACAUUGCUAUUGGUCUACACCGAUGACGGAACAAGCGAGAAGAGCUCGCUGGAACGGAUGAUGCAGCGGAGUAAACGAUCGGUUAACGCUCCGGCACAGCCGCGGAAGACAGGGAAAUCGUCAAGCUGCAGGCGGCAUUCGAUGUAUGUAGAUUUCAAAGAAAUCGGGUUCGGCGAUUGGAUCGAUGCGCCGCCGGGAUACGAAGCGUUCUACUGCCAUGGGGACUGCGCGUUCCCGUUGGCCGAUCACGUGAACGGGUCCAACCACGCGAUAAUGCAGAUGCUGUUAAACGCAUUUAAUUUGGUGAAAGUUCCGCGGGUGUGCUGCGUACCGACCAAGCUGAGGACGCAGUCGUUGAUUUACAAAGACGACGAUGGCAUUUUGCAGAUGAAAAACUAUCCGGAGAUGACCGUGGCCGAGUGCGGAUGUAGAUGAGGGCGAUGCGGCGGUGGUAUUUAGCGACAGUUAUUUUAUAAUAAUGUACUAUAAGAAUAAUUAAUACAUUAGAAGUGAAUAAUAUUAUCUCAAAUAUGAAAGGUCACUCGGCCCCUAAUAAAGAUUGAAUAUCAAUCAACGUAGUUAAACAUUUUAAAGAAUCAAUACCAGAGAUAUUACCACAUAUAUUUAAUACAAUAAUAUGGGAAGGUACCACACCAUAUUCUUUUUAAAGUGCCAUAGUCACUCCCAUUUAUAAAAACGGUGAUAAAAAACUAAUUAAUUAUUACAGAGCGAUAAGCUUUUUAAAUAUUUGUUCAAAAAUGUUUGACUUUUAAAUUACCUACUUAGAAGAAAAUAAUAUCCUACCUUAAUCUCAAUAUGGAUUUAGGAAAAAUCUAGGAACAGAAGAUGUCUUAGCAAGGUUUUCCGUGGUUAUUUAUAGUGACUUAAAAAAUAAUAAAAAAGACAUUAUGAAUUUCCCUAGUCCUCAGUAAAGCUUUCGACACCAUUUCUCGUAAAUCGUUAUUAUUUAUACUUUAAUCUAUAGGUAUAAUUAAUAAGCCAUUGAAAUUAUUAGAAUCUUAUUUGCAUAAUAGUAAACAAUAAGUGAGUAUGAACAACACACUUAACAAUGAAGUUACUGCAAUUACAACGGGGGUUCCUCAAGAAACAGUAAUAUCACCUAUUAUAUAUUAUACACAUAUGUCUCUUCAUUAGAUAAUUUAAAUUUUCACGGUAAAUUAUUUUCUUAUGCAUACGAUACCGCCAUUCUUACAUCAGGGGACAAUUGGGACGAAGUUAACCCAAAAAUGUAGUAUAGUAGUAUAUUAGUGUAGUAUUAGUAGUUAGCAGGCACUUGAUAAAUGCAUGGUUUCUUAAACAUAAUUUAAGAAUAAAUUACAGUACUUUUACAUAGACAAAAGAACGCAACCCAAUUAAAAUUCAUGAUAUAGAUUGUAGAUUAAAGGUUUUACAUAUUUUGAUCAACACCUCAAAUGGGAUACACACAUAAAUAACACAAUAAUGAAACUACGAAAAAUGCACUAUCUGUUUAUUAACGCAAGAAAUUCCUAAAUAACCAGGCUCUACAUUUAAUACACUUUUUUGCAUGACACAAUUAACAAGAGGUUAGAUUAGGCACAAGAACUUUAUCUGUGUUCAUAUGUUGGUUUUUUACGAUUAUUCAUUUUUUAACAUAUAUACACACAUAUAAAUACACAUGUCAAACAUUUCAUUUUUGCAUUAAUAACGUGUUAGUCAUAAUGUACAUAGAUAAUUACAAGUAAAUAUUUACAAAAGGACAUGAUUAUAAAAAGUACAAAACAAAUAUAAUUUAGUUUUAAUCAUGAUCCUUGUGUCUUAGACAUAUUUAUAUAAAAAAGAACUAACACGAAUUCUCAUUACUGGUAUUGCUAAUCCUACUAUUUCAAUUAAUAAUUUAUAUUCUGUCUUCGUUGUUUUUUUUUUUAAUGGUAUUGCAUACUGUAUUUUAAUAAAUAUUAUUAUUAUGUAAGUAUAAAAAUGUAUUUGCAAUAUAUUAUAUUAUACAUCGUAGUUUAUAUUUUUUAUUAUUUUGAUAGCCGUUUAUCACAACUAGUAUCAGUGUGACACGAUUCACAAUUAAUGUACUUAGGUCAUACUUACUAGUUUAUUACUUAAGUAUAUUAUUAAGAAAAAAUUGUAUUGACAUUCAUAGAAAAAAAAAUUGAAAAUGUCUAUAAAUAACUCAUAACAAGUUAAAUUAUUUUUAUAAUGUAUUUUAUAAUGUAUUUAAAGUGAAAAUAAAAACAUCUGGUAUA